GCACUGACUACAUAAACCGAUUAUUGAGCUGUUGUGCAACACAUACUUGGUACCAAGAUGGGUAGCUGUGGGUUUGAGGUUACUGUUGUUUUUUGUUUGUACUUUGGAGUUUUUGUGUUAGGAAGUAAAUAUUCUAAGGAGUUGAACGAACCCGUAAAGGACUCUGCUGAUGAAAAGACAGAAUUUAGGAUUUCCAAACUAAACCAGAUUUGGGAGAAAGCUCAUCGUUUAGAAUUUUCUGCUGUAAAACUGUCGGAGCUUCACAGUGACCUGAAACUACAAGAGAAAGAUGAACUCAACUGGAAGAAGUUAAAAGCUGAAGGACUUGAUGAAGAUGGAGAGAAAGAAGCUAAACUUAGGCGUAACUUAAAUGUGAUUUUAGCCAGGUAUGAAAUGGAUGGAAAGAAGGACCCAAAACACCUAGAGACAAACUUCCUGCAAGAUCAUGAUGGCAUGGACAGUGAUGUAUACAAUGAUCCCAAAUUAGAUAAACUAUGGAUCAAGGCAAAGUCAUCUGGCAAGUUCUCUGAAACCGAACUAGAGAAUUUACGUCGCGAGUUUAAGCAUCAUAAGGAAAAGCUUCAGGAAUACCAAAUUCUCAUGGAUACUAUUAGCAGAACAGAAGAAUUUAAAGAACCUAGAGUUAUUGAGCUGUGGGAGAUGGCCCAAAGAUCAAAUUUUACAACAAAGGAACUUGAGUCAUUAAAGGAGGAGCUGCAGCAUUUUGAGGUGAAAGUUGAAAAGCACCAGCACUACAAAGAGCAGUUAGAGAUUUCCCAUCAAAAGCUGAAGCAUGUAGAGGCACUAGGAGACAAAGAACACCUGAGCAGGAACAAGGAGAAGCAUACCAUGCUGUCCGAAAAGACCAAAGAAUUGGGAUACAAGGUGAAAAAGUUUAUGCAAGAUUUAACAAACAGAAUCUCAAGAGGAGGCCUUCAGCACAAUGAACUGUGAAUAAGACUUUCUGCAGCUCAGUUUGAUGACUUGUACUGUAUGAGUGACUCACAUGGUCUGUAAGAUUCUAACCACCAAUUAAAAGGCCAGGUAUACAAUGUACUGUCAUAUGCACAUGGCAAAUUUAGAAUCUGGAAAAACUGCAUUGUUUGCAACAUACAGAAAUUAUUCUGGAAUUUCAAAGCUCUGGAGAAGACCUCAAAUCGUGGAUUUUCGUGUAUUCAUUUGAAAACAUGAACUCACCCAUUAUGCAAUAUUUUGUUUGGAUGUUCUCUAAAUGUACAUAAUUUUUUUUUUGGGGGGGGGGUGCAUUUCAUGUUUAUUUCUGAAGUUGAGACCAUUUGACAAAUUUAAUGUUUAAUUUAAUUGUAGCGGUUUCAUGCAGAUCAUUUUCACAAUAUAAAUAAGUUAAAAUUAUGUAAACAUGCAUGUCAUUUCUGUCUGUAUGUUAUAGUAAUCACUUUAUUGUAAUUUUGAUAAAAUAUCUAUUACAGCAAGGGAAAAACAGGUAAUGAAAGAUCUGUAGUUCUGAUCUGAAGAAAAGCAUGACAUUUUUGAAAACCCUGUUUUUCUUCAUUUCCCUAAUAUUUGGAAACUGGUAGUCAUUUUUUUUCAUGUGUAACAGCAUUGGUUUUGUUAUCGUCAUAGUCUGUAUUUUCAAAGCUGAAAAAAAUAAAUGGUUGACUUCAACCAUGGACACAUA
Molecule: messenger RNA, 1657 nt
Organism: Protopterus annectens (West African lungfish)
Lineage: Eukaryota; Metazoa; Chordata; Ceratodontiformes; Protopteridae
Gene: LRPAP1
Product: LDL receptor related protein associated protein 1
Exons: 7
Coding region: 58-954 (298 amino acids)
Biological process (GO): negative regulation of very-low-density lipoprotein particle clearance; negative regulation of receptor internalization
Cellular component (GO): cis-Golgi network; endoplasmic reticulum; endosome
Molecular function (GO): heparin binding; low-density lipoprotein particle receptor binding; receptor antagonist activity
Source: RefSeq, a predicted model, not a curated record